Messenger RNA from Salmo salar (Atlantic salmon), 6839 nucleotides. NCBI's taxonomy places the organism in Eukaryota, Metazoa, Chordata, Actinopteri, Salmoniformes, Salmonidae. The record is from RefSeq and is a predicted model, not a curated record.
UGGGGCAUAUUCCCCGGUCUAUCGCGGUAGGAAGACACUGCAGAUAAACCCAUGCCGUUACCAUUACUAGCGGUGUGGGAGAGUUAACUCGUCGUCUGGCAGACACCGCUGAAACGUGUUUCUGGAUUUUGUAUUGACAUGUAUUUUUAUUUUUUGGGGGGGGAGCAUUUUUUUGUACCUUUUAACUCCCGUCUGUGAUAUUCUUCAACACGGAAUCUGCUGGGCCCUCAAAGCGUGUUUGAUUUGUGCCUCGAGGAUAUCCAGGAUACAUUCCCUUUUCAUUCGCAUAAUGGGAGAUUGUCGGGUUCGUUGUUAUGCAUAUGUUAUAACGCCGUGAUUUUGUGGGUGUUUAAAUUUGUGUUUCUUGCCGUGGAUUGCAAAAUUGGAAUUUCUCUCCCAGGCGACUCAGCGAGAAGGGAAGUAGAGACAGCGUGAGAGAGAGAGAGGGAGAGAGUGGGGAUAAAGACACUGCCACCUCGCUGGAUCACACCACGGGAUUUAAAUAAUUGCAUGUUCUAAAAAAGGAUAUACAUGUGGCUAUUCGGUGUUUAACCGACCCAAUCCGGUUUGCAGGAUGAGUAAAGACAGACCCAAAAGGAACAUCAUACAGAAGAAAUACGACGACAGUGAUGGUAUCCCGUGGUUAGAGGAACGCGAGGUGAGGAAGGUGCUCUACCUUUCUCUGAAGGAGUUUAAGAACACCCAGAGGAACAAGGUGACAGAUGGCCUCGGCACAGGAAACAUCAACGGCUCUUUCCCACACAGCCAUGGCUGCCGGUCAGGACAAAAGGCAGGGAUACUGGCAGUCAACGGUAAAGCUGAGUGCUCACGCUGCUCGUCUCAAAGCAACGACGGCAGCAGCGAGUAUUCAGGGGACGAUCCAGUCAGAAAGAGACCACGGCUGCAGGCUCAAAGGAAGUUUGCCCAGUCUCAGCCCAGCUCCCCCAGUGCCACGCCGGUCAAGCUGUCUGAGACCCUCUUGCCCCCCAGCCCCACCUCUCCCCUCAGCGACCUCACCAGACGCAAGCCCAAGACCGAGGACUUCCUCACCUUCCUCUGUUUACGAGGCUCGGCUGCGUUGCCAGGCAACAUGGCGUACUUUGGGAGUGCCCAGGAUGAUGUGGAUCUGGAGGAUGAAGAUGAUGAAGAGGAGGAGUGUGACGACAGGAUGUCAGCUCACAGCCACAACUCAACUUCCUGUCCGUCCUCACAGCGGAAAAACAAAACAACGCCGGGGAAGAAGGUCUCCAAUGGACAUGUGUUGAAUGGCCACUGCAGGUCCUUACGGGGGAAGGAGCUCUUCCUGAGGCCCAGAGGGAGAGAGGCUAUCCAGGCCAGAGAGAGGGCUGAGAGGGGAGAGGCCCGGAGGGAGAACCACAGGACCUCUACAGGACCCCCAGCCAGGACCUCCAGCACCACCCACAGUCUUCGCCACAGCAGGCCCACCCAGGAGCACCCAAAGCAGGUUUCUAAAGUGAACAGGCUGUCGCGGGUAUCUUCAGCUACCGUACGCAACUCCUGUGCCAAAAAGCCCCCGGCCUCCCGACCACUGCCGUCCAGAACUGUGAAGUCCACAGCCACAGCGCUUCCCAGGGGCCACAUCCCCUACACCAAAGCCAGACUUCUCAAAGAAGCCAGACUUCUCAAAGAGGCCAAACUCACCCUGGACAAAAGAGCCUCCUCCAAAGCUCGCCAACCCCUGAAAAACCAACGGCGCUCUCCCAGUGGCAGUGCCCGCCGCCACCCACGCCCACCACAGUCCAACUCAGGAAAACUCUCAAGCGGCGAUGCAAAGACUCCCAACAAACAGGAGGUACAAUCCAACAAGGCAGCCGGCAGAUGUUUCCUACAACGAGUCAACGGGCAGCUUCACCCACGCCGAUGUGGCGGUAAGCAGGUACUGCAGGGGCGUGAGGGCGUCAGGCACUCCAAGAGACGUCUGGGGCUCCCGGCUGAGGAGUGUCCAACAGAGACACCGGAGUCUUUGCCGGAGGUCAAAAAGGUUAGACUGCAGGUCAAUGCCCCGGAGACGCGAAGCAGCAGGAAGGUCAAUGUCCAGGAGAAGGCUGUGGCGGUGUCCGGCGGCCAUCUUGGUAAGGUCACGUCAUCCCGACCUUCCUCCUCGGAGCAAAGACCCAAACGAGCCUCCGCUGGCAAGCUGAUGUUGACCCGACAAGCACAGCCCAUACCCCCUACUGCUAAUACUACUACUGCUAACACUACACCACCAGCUAAGAACACUACUACUAAGAAAACUUUCCAGGGCACUUCCAAGAACACUUCCCAUGUCACUUCCAAGGGCACUUCCACCUCCACUUCCUCUACCUCAGCAGCCAAGGUGAAACCAGGCACCAGCAGCCCAGCUAAACCAGCAGCAGAGCCUAAAGCAGCAGAGAGGCAGCGGGGAGAUCGGGAAGAGUGGGGAGAGCGGGAGAGUGGGGAGAAGAGAGGUGCAGCACCACCCCCGCCCCUGUCCCUAACCGAGGUGCCAGUGUUCAGACCUAGCCUGGAGGAGUUCCACGACCCCCUGGUGUAUGUGGAAGCGGUGCGGGGGCAGGCAGAGAGCUAUGGGCUGUGCAGGGUGGCGCCCCCUCAGGACUGGAGGCCAGAGUGCAAGCUGAAAGAGGACAUGAGGUUUGUGACCCAGGUGCAGCACAUCCAUAAGCUGGGUCGGCGCUGGGGGCCCAAUGUACUCCGGCUGGCCUGCAUCAGGAAACACCUCCAGGCCCAGGGCAUCUCCAUGGAGGACCCCCCCCUGCCAGGAGGAUGUGAGUUGGACCUGGCCCGGUUCUUUCAGCUCAUCAACGACAUGGGCGGCAUGCAGCAGGUCAGCGACAUGAAGAAAUGGAAUAAGCUAGCCGACCAGCUCCGUAUCCCCAAGACUGCACAGGAUCGUCUGGCCAAGCUGCAGGAGGCCUAUUGUCAGUACCUACUGUCCUACGACUCCCUGGACCCCGCUGAGCGCAUCCGCCUGGAGAGGGAGGUGCUGGAGGAGAAGGGGAGGCUGGAGAAGAAGAAAGGGCCCCUGGAGGGCCACUCAGAUGACUCCCAACAGAGCCUGCUCCAGCUGCCCCGCUGUGAGCCCAAGAAUGGCCUGGUAAACGGGGUGAUCCGGAGGAACGGCCUGCCCAGGAACCUGGAGGAAGGAGCGAAAGAGGGGAAGAAACAGGAGAAGGACAUGUGGCUGAGGUCCAGCAGGAGGAGACUGUUCUCUCAGGAGAAGAAAGGAGGAAGAGGAGGAGCAGAGGAGGAGAAAGAGUUUCUUAGUGACCAGCACAAGUGUAUAUACAGGGGGAAGUCGGUUUCUCUCACUACGUUCUACAGGACAGCCAGGAAUACUAUGAACAUGUGUUUCAACAAGGAGCCUGGGACGGCUGAGGUGGAGCAGGAGUACUGGAACAUCGUGGAGCAGAGGGAAUGUCAUGUUGCAGUGCACUGUGGGAAAGUGGACACUAAAACUCAUGGGAGUGGCUUCCCAGUUGGAAAGUCUGAGACGUUUUCAAAACAUGGAUGGAACCUUACAGUCCUUCCCAAUAAUUCAGGAUCCAUCUUACGCCAUCUUGGUGCUGUGCCAGGAGUGACCAUUCCUUGGCUGAACAUCGGCAUGGUCUUCUCUACCUCAUGCUGGUCGCGAGACCAUCAUCGCCUUCCAUACAUUGAUUACUUACACACUGGUGCUGACUGCAUUUGGUACUGUAUUCCUGCUGAGGAGAAGGUGAAGCUGGACAAGGUGGUUCACACACUGCUGCAGGCUAAUGGAACCCCAGGACUGGAGAUGUUGGAGAACAACAUCAUGAUCUCUCCGGAGGUGCUGUGUCGAGCGGGGGUCAAAGUGCACCGGACCGUCCAGCAGAGUGGCCAGUUCGUCGUCUGUUUCCCGGCAGCGUUCGUCUCCAAGGUGUGCUGCGGCUACAGCGUCUCCGAGACAGUGCACUUCGCCACCCCCCAGUGGCUGAACACGGGAUACCAGGCUGCCAAGGAGCUGAAAUGUCGACGCAUAGAGAGGUCCUUCUCCAUGGAGAAGUUGCUGUACCAGAUCGCAAUGUCAGAAUCUAAACGGGAGAAUGGUGUCAUUCUGAGUACCAUGACCUCACUUCUCAAAGACCUCAGGGAUACAGAGUUGAGACAGCGCAGGGAUCUGUUUGACGCCGGGCUGCGGUCUGUUGCCCGCUACUGUAGCCAUGACAACCAGGCCUCGUCAGAGAGCAGGAGGAUCCAGCGCCAGUGGCUGAGGCUCGACCCCUCGGACCGACGCUGCCAGGUGUGCCAACACCUCUGCUACCUCUCCAUGGUGGUUCAGGAGAGUGAGAACGUGGUGUUCUGUCUGGAGUGUGUCCUGCUGUACGUACAGAAACACAAGUCUUGCCGAGGCCUCAAAAUGAUGUACCGUUACGACGAGGACCAAAUCAACCAUCUGGUGAGCAGGGUGUGUGGGAGAGUGCUGGAGAGGAGCGGUGCUGAGAAGAGGAGAGGGACGAGAGGACUUCAGGGCCUCGGUGAGACGUCCACCCCGGCCAAACGCAGCACCCGAAACAGAACCUCCAUCACUGUGUCCCUCACCCGCCUCCCCUCCUCCACCCUGCCCAAGACCGCCCUCAGCUCUAAAUAACUCCCAUCAUGGGCCGCGCUCCAAUACUUCACAUCCUUCCUUCCUGGGUUCUUUGAGGUAAACACAGAUUUACAAGUGGUUAGGUUACUACCACCCAAUUACUGUCACCAAUCCAACCAAUUCGCACCUGUGAUUACUUCAAAGGAAGGAAGGAAGGUAGAAAGGAAGGACUUCUGAAGUAUUCCAACAGGACCAGUGCUUCACGACGGUACAUUUCUCUCUGCUCAGUGUGGAGAAUGUGCUCCUUAAACCACGGCUUUUGCACUAGCGUAAAAAAACAUGUUCUUUUUAAGAGGCAUUAAUGGCUGGUUUCAGUUCCGUAUCGGAGGAUCCGCGUUACAGCUCAAUUGAAAUUUGAAGGCAACGUUCCCGCGUUCGCUGCAUAUCUCAGCUCGAUUGGAAAUUACCUUUAAAAUGUUAGCGCGGAUCUUCAGCGAUAUGGAUUGACUCCAGCCCUUCGUCCAAUACUGUAUAUUGUAUCUAGAUAUCACAAUAUCCUCCUAGCUACACCUACUGUUAUUACCUACAGACUUCACUUCCCUGGUGCUACAUCUUGGUGCUCAAUUUAUACUGUCAUUGGUGUAGUAGUAAUAAUAAUAAUGAUCAUUUCUGUUUUGCUCAAAGCCAUUGGACUGCAUCCUGAACUGUGAACACGUUUUUAGAACUUGUUACCAAUAAGUUGAUUCUACACACAGUUUUGCGUUAGACUCCAACCAGUAAUAAGGCUCUUCAGGGGUUUGUAAUACAUGAAUACGAUAAAGUUUUUUCCAGCGGAGCGCAAAAUUGGGUCGUAUUUAUUAGUGCUAAACGUAGCAAAACGUUUUGCAACAGAAAAACAAAAAACAAGCGUUCCUUAUUGGACAUGUUCAGGUAGUCCCUCCCCGUUUUGGCCCUUUUGCUUCUGUUUGGUUCCUAGUGAAUACGACCCUGGCCUCAGUAUAAAACAGGGCCCCUUCUCAGAUCAUUGAUGUUCUAAUUAUUUAGAGAAUUGGCCAAGAGUGGAACGGUCCUCGUGGGCUUCACACCGCUCAUCUGACCAUUUUGGUGUGAAACACUGUGCCUAAACAAAAUGCAUACUAAUCAUUUUUAAUCACUUCUGGUGCCGAUAGUUUUUGUUUUGUGACCAAGUUAUCCACUCUAGACCCUUAUAGGCUCUUGACCUGCAACUCUUGGGUCUCUGGGACUGCGUUCCAAAUGGCAGCUUAUCCCCUAUUUAGAGCACUAGUUUUGACCAGAGCCCCAAGGGCACUAUAUAGGGAAUAGGGUGCCAUUUGGGAGAGUCACAGUCCAGGUGUUUUAUCAAAGAAGAAAAACUGAAAACCACAACAGCAUUGUACAUAUAAAACAAUGUCAAUGUCUAAAGAUACAUGUACCUGAGCCUUUUAAGGAAUGGAAUGGUGUUUUGGAGUAGGGGAUUUAUGGAGUAGGGGAUUUAUGGAGUAGGGGAUUUAUGGAGUAGGGGAUUUAUGGAGUAGGGGAUUUAUGGAGUAGGGGAUUUAUGGAGUAGGGGAUUUAUGGAGUAGGGGAUUUAUAGAGUAGGGGAUUUAUGGAGUAGGGGAUUUAUGGAGUAGGGGAUUUAUGAAGGAAAAGCCUUACUCCCACCCCCCCACCCGUUACUUCAUCUGUGGCCCCGUAUACACUCAACGGUUGUGAUACAAAACAAAUAUAGAAUUACACAAGCGUUGUGGAGACAGUGAAAUGGUUGUGUAAAUGUUUUUUGUGCAGACCAAAAAAUAAUAUAUUGUAUCACAACCCUUGUGUCAACUGUAUUGGACAUUAGUUGUAUGGGGCCAGGGUUGCCCUGGUAACAUGUAUGGAGAAGUGCUUCUUAUAUCACUGAAGUACAGCAUAGUUUGAAUCCCCUCGUUUUUUACCUUUACUUUUUUAAGAAAAGGGAAAAUAAGUAGAAGAAGAAUAAAAUUCUAAAAUCUACUAUGUACAGAAGGAGUAACUCCUGUUGUUGCACUCCAGCCUCGAGACAAGAGUCCUUUAAAUCAGCUUGUUGAGACCCCUUACAAAAACAAUCCAUUUUCAAAGUUCACAUAUAUACAGUUUGAUGUUUUGGUUGUUUUUUACAACAGGCCCAUUACAGCCGACCGUCUAAUUUAUUAUCUCUGAUACUGUUUUCCUUCCAUGCUGAUUCAAGUUGGACAAUGACUGUUUUAUUUUCUAUUUUAUUUGUUAGUACCCAUUAAGGUUGAAUAAAAAGGUUUGACAGUGUCUAUCCAAA